Schizosaccharomyces cryophilus OY26 is the source of this 1452-nucleotide messenger RNA. RefSeq names its product succinate-CoA ligase alpha subunit. Gene Ontology annotation, molecular function: succinate-CoA ligase (ADP-forming) activity; succinate-CoA ligase (GDP-forming) activity. The record is from RefSeq and is a predicted model, not a curated record. Bases 153 to 1151 code for a protein of 332 amino acids. Gene Ontology annotation, cellular component: mitochondrion; succinate-CoA ligase complex (ADP-forming). The transcript has a single exon. NCBI's taxonomy places the organism in Eukaryota, Fungi, Ascomycota, Schizosaccharomycetes, Schizosaccharomycetales, Schizosaccharomycetaceae. Gene Ontology annotation, biological process: tricarboxylic acid cycle.
CCCACUGAAUAUCCGCUACCACAAUACAUUCCUUCCUUACUUUACCACCAACUGUUGCUGUCCUUUUGGAAAGUGCUAUAUCUUUGAUAGUUUAAGGCAGCAGACAUCUCUUACGAUACGAACUUUUUAAAAUAAAUUAAAAGCUUUUCAAGAUGCUACAAAUUCAAAAGACAAAUCUUUUGCGAAACUUGCGCACGUUCUCUACCACUGCUGGUUUGAAAAAUGCUGCUUCUUUGUACGAGCAAACAAUACCUAAUUUAAUGAUUAAUUCAGACACCAAAGUUAUUUUCCAAGGUUUUACCGGAAAACAAGGUACCUUCCAUGCUCAGCAAGCCUUACAAUAUGGCACCAAUAUUGUCGGUGGUACCAAUCCCAAGAAGGCUGGUAGCACCCACCUUGACAAGCCUGUUUUCGGUAAUAUUGCUGAAGCUAUGAGAGAAACCAAAGCAAAUGCUUCUGGCAUCUUUGUCCCUCCCCCAUUGGCCGCUGGUGCGAUUGAAGAGGCUAUUGAAGCCGAAGUUCCUCUUGUAGUUGCCAUUACGGAGGGCAUUCCUCAACACGACAUGCUUCGUGUUUCGGAUAUCUUGAAGACUCAAAAUAAAACUCGUUUGGUAGGACCAAAUUGUCCCGGUAUCAUUCGUCCUGGUCAAUGUAAGAUCGGUAUUAUGCCUUCUCAUAUCCAUAAGCCCGGCCGUAUCGGUAUCGUUUCCCGUAGUGGAACAUUGACUUACGAAGCCGUCAACCAAACAACUCAAGCUGGUUUGGGUCAAAGCCUCGUCAUUGGUAUUGGCGGUGAUCCUUUCCCUGGAACCAACUUCAUUGAUGCCUUGAAACUGUUUUUGAAUGACCCUAAUACUGAUGGUAUCAUUUUGAUCGGUGAAAUCGGUGGUAGCGCUGAAGAAGAUGCUGCUGAAUUCAUAAAGCAAGCCAAUAAGAGCAAGAGCAAUCCUAAGCCCGUAGUUUCUUUCAUCGCCGGUGCCACUGCUCCUAAGGGCCGUAGAAUGGGUCACGCUGGUGCUAUCGUUGCUGGUGGUAAGGGUACCGCUGCCGCCAAGUUUCAAAGCUUGGAAGACGCUGGUGUCCGUAUUUCUCGCUCUCCCGCUACCCUUGGCAGUCUUCUUGUGGAGGAAUUGAACAAAUUGAACCAGUAAAUCAAGUCAAUACAUCGAAUGUCUGCUAUUACGAUGUCCUCGCUUUCUUUUACUCUUCACUCAGAUGAAUGAGUCAGUACAUAUCUCCCCCUCUCUCUUAUGUUAUGUAUGAAAGUAGAAUAAAAUCAUUGUGUACCGUUCUACUUUCGAGUUAAUAUAGUUAACAUACAUAUGAUUAAUAAUGCAGCAAAUGCAACAUCAUUGUGAACAUGGUCAUUUCAUUUUUUAUGAGUAAAUAGCUAAUCAUGUUUGAACUAGAUUCUUCUAGCCGAACUAUCAUUUAAAUCAUUGAUUUUCCAUC